Biomphalaria glabrata is the source of this 459-nucleotide messenger RNA. RefSeq lists its product as uncharacterized. The record is from RefSeq and is a predicted model, not a curated record. NCBI's taxonomy places the organism in Eukaryota, Metazoa, Mollusca, Gastropoda, Planorbidae. The coding region runs from base 1 to 459 and encodes 152 amino acids. The transcript has a single exon.
AUGCCAGGAGAAGAAAGAAAUAAUACAGACAUGCCAGGAGAAGAAAGAAAUAAUACAGACAUGCCAGGAGAAGAAAGAAAUAAUACAGACAUGCCAGGAGAAGAAAGAAAUAAUACAGACAUGCCAGGAGAAGAAAGAAAUAAUACAGACAUGCCAGGAGAAGAAAGAAACAAUACAGACAUGCCAGGAGAAGAAAGAAAUAAUACAGACAUGCCAGGAGAAGAAAGAAAUAAUACAGACAUGCCAGGAGAAGAAAGAAACAAUACAGACAUGCCAGGAGAAGAAAGAAAUAAUACAGACAUGCCAGGAGAAGAAAGAAACAAUACAGACAUGCCAGGAGAAGAAAGAAAUAAUACAGACAUGCCAGGAGAAGAAAGAAAUAAUACAGACAUGCCAGGAGAAGAAAGAAACAAUACAGACAUGCCAGGAGAAGAAAGAAAUAAUACAGACAUGCCAUGA